CUAAGACAGAGUAUAUGGAGUGUAGUUUUAGUAACAGUAACAAUGGAAGUAGAGGAGAAGUGAAGAUUGAGAAUCAAGAACUACCUAAGAGUGAAUAUUUUUGUUAUUUAGAAUCGAUUAUUACAACAACUGGGAAGAUUGGAGAGAAUGUGGUCCAUAAAAUUAAGGCGAAGUGGCUUAAGUGGAGAAGUGCGUCUUUACUGUAUGAUAAACGAGUACCUACUAGACUAAAAGGGAAGUUCUAUAAAAUGACUAUUAGACCCAGUGUUGUGAAAAGCGCGCCUAGGCGCAAGGCGAGGCGAGGUGCACUGCCUGCGACUAAACAGAUACCAGGCGAGGCGCUUUUAGUUAGGCGCGCGCCUUAGCAGCGACUGGAACCAGGCGAGAGAGGCGCAAGGCUCUCACCUAGGCACGACUAAUUGUUUAAGAGGUAGAUCUGAUCUAACGACUCAGAUGAACCUUUCGAAUGGCUCGUAAUCACAGAGGAUUACAACUCAUGUACCAUAUGAGCCAAAUACGACUCAGAUGAACCCUAAUCGAAGUCGUCUCUUCCUCUUUCGCCUAGCAAUCGACUUCGACUGGGCUGCUGGAGCUGGACUUCGACUGCGACUGCGACACUGGACUUCGACUUCGGCUUCGCAGGUCUGUUCGACUUCGACUCUCUCUCCCCUUCUCCUUCUUCUUCGUCUUCGACUUUCAGUUCUGCUCUCUUUUUUUUCUUUUUUUUUUGGCCUUCGACUUCUUCAGUGCUCUGUUUUGCCUUCGACUCUUCCUCUCUCUCCUUCUUCAGUGCUCUGUUUUGCUUCCUUUUUUUUUCUUUUUUUUUCAAUUAUUUGAGUUGAGUCUUUGAAAAAAAAUGUAAGAGAAUAAUUUACAAAAAAAAUUACAAAAAUUAGGAGAAAAAAAAAUUAUUUGUAAUAUGUAAGAGAAGAAUUUAUCUGUUAGGGACAAAAAAUUACAAAUAAUUAAUUAUUUGUAAUAUGCUAUUGAUAUUUUUUUUCCUUUAUCUGUUAGGGAAAAAAAAUUACAAAUAAUUAAUUAAUACAAUGUGGUAUUGGUCUUUUUUUUUCCUUUAUCUGUUAGGGAUUAAAUUUGUUUUCCAUUUAUUCUUUUAAUACAAUUAUUUUUCCAUUUGUUAAAUUUGUUGUGUAGAAAAUGACAUCGGAAAGUAAUAGAAAAGAUCCGGCGUGGCAAUAUGCCCAUUUGGUAGAGGAGAAUAAUUUAAACAAGUUCGAGUGUAAUUUUUGUGGUAAAGUAUCAAAUGGAGGUUUUUAUCGGGUGAAACAACACCUCGCGGGAGGUUAUAGGAAUGUCACUGCUUGCCCGAAGUGUCCUUCUCAUGUAAGAGACGAGAUUAGAGAGUUCAUGUCAAAAAAAAAGACACAAAAAGAACAAAUGAACAUGUUGUCUGAUUUCGAUGACAUAGACAUGGAAGAUGAAGAUGAAGAUGAAGAUGAAGAUAUCGUUGAGAUCAAUGUCAAUCAACACCGUAAGUUGACAAGUAGUAGCCAAGGUUCAUCCAAAUCCAAAUCAAAAAUGCCAAAGAGAAAAGGGCCUAUGGAUGUUUACUUCACACCCAAUCCUGAAUCAGUGGUGAAAAAUCGAAGAGACCAAGCAAAAGGGAAACAAACCAAAAUUGAUGCAAAUGACCCUUACAAAAAAGAAAUGAGAGCUCAGGCAAUGCAAAGAUUUGCAAGGUGGAUGUAUGAUGCCGGUAUCCCUUUUAAUGCAGUAAAUUAUGAGAGUUUUGGACCAAUGAUUGAAGCCAUCGGCCAACAUGGUCCUGGUAUAAAGCCACCGACUUAUCAUGAAGUGCGGGUUACCCAACUCAAAAAAGAAGUGAAACAUACUGAAGAUUUGAUGAAGAAUCAUAAAGAGGAUUGUGCAAAAUACGGGUGUUCCAUAAUGGCUGAUGGUUGGACUGAUAAGAGAGGAAGGACAUUGAUUAAUUUUUUAGUUAAUUGUCUAAGAGGAACCACGUUUGUUGAAUCGGUUGAUGCGUCUAGCUAUUCAAAGGAUAGGCAAAAGCUAUUUGAAUUACUAGACAAGUUUGUGGAGAAAGUUGGAAAAGAAAAUGUGGUGUAAGUUAUCACUGAUAGUGCUGCAGCUAAUGUGUUGGCAGGGAGGUUUUUGGAAGCUAAGUAUGAACACUUGUAUUGGACACCAUGUGCUGCUCAUUGUUUGGACUUGAUGUUAGAAGACAUUUUCAAGAUACCUAGACUGAAAAAGACAUUUGAAAGGGGUAUUGCAAUACAUGGCUACAUU
This is a messenger RNA of Camellia sinensis, 2265 nucleotides long. NCBI's taxonomy places the organism in Eukaryota, Viridiplantae, Streptophyta, Magnoliopsida, Ericales, Theaceae. The record is from RefSeq and is a predicted model, not a curated record.